AUGACGAAUACUCACGGUGUGGUGCUCGAUGGCGAAAGCGACGGCGUUUUGGACUGCCAGCUGAAGCGUGAGAAGCUCAUUAUUGAUACUGACCCUGGAAUUGAUGAUACCAUGGCUAUCUUAAUGGCAUUUCAAACUCCAGAGUUGGAAGUCUUGGGAUUGACAACAAUAUUUGGUAAUGUUACCACAGAAGAUGCCACUCGCAAUGCCUUGCUUCUGUGUGAGAUCGCAGGGCAUCCAAGUUUGCCUGUGGCGGAGGGAAGCCCUGAGCCUCUGAAGGGUGGAAGGCCACGUGUUGCUGACUUUAUACAUGGUUCUGAUGGAUUGGGGAACAUAUUUCUACCUCCUCCAGAAAGAAAGAAAAUUGAGAAAAAUGCUUCUGAAUUUUUAGUUGAUAUGGUCUCUGAAUAUCCUGGAGAAGUAUCUAUACUUGCCCUUGGUCCCUUGACAAACUUAGCACUGGCUAUCAAAAGAGAUUCUUCCUUUGCAAAAAAGGUCAAGAGGGUGGUCGUACUUGGUGGUGCUUUCUUUGCACUGGGAAAUGUAAAUCCUGCUGCGGAAGCAAAUAUUUAUGGAGACCCGGAAGCAGCAGAUGUUGUGUUUACUUCUGGGGCAAACAUUACUGUUGUUGGAAUAAAUAUUACAACCCAAGUUCAAUUUACAGAUGAUGACCUCCUUCAACUGCGUCAAUCUAAAGGAAAGCAUGCUCAGCUGAUAAGCGACACGUGCAAAUUCUACAGAGAUUGGCAUGUUGAAUCUGAUGGUGUUCAUGGGAUUUUCCUUCACGACCCGGUCAGUUUUGUAGCACUGGUCCGUCCUGAUCUCUUUACAUACAAGAAGGGGGUUGUGAGGGUUGAAACUCAGGGCAUCUGUGUUGGGCACACACUGAUGGAUCAAGGACUUAAAAAUUGGAAUUCAAGCAAUCCAUGGACAGGCUAUUCCCCGGUUGAAGUUGCUUGGACAGUGAAAGUGGAUGAAGUCCUUGAUUGUAUAAGAAGUCGAUUGAUGAAAUCUUGA
Prunus armeniaca (apricot) is the source of this 1017-nucleotide messenger RNA. NCBI's taxonomy places the organism in Eukaryota, Viridiplantae, Streptophyta, Magnoliopsida, Rosales, Rosaceae. The record is from the annotation of a GenBank genome assembly.